Molecule: messenger RNA, 1515 nt
Organism: Andrographis paniculata
Lineage: Eukaryota; Viridiplantae; Streptophyta; Magnoliopsida; Lamiales; Acanthaceae
Exons: 3
Coding region: 277-1362 (361 amino acids)
Source: RefSeq, a predicted model, not a curated record
CCUCCACUCCACACCUUACAACUCAAUCCAUAUUAUAUACCUUCAUUCGUUCUUCGUCGUUGUCGCAGCUUCGAUCUCAAGAAAAUGUCUUGCCAUCUUCACCAUGUCAAUUGAGUUCCAUAUCAUCUUUAAACAAGAAUCUCUUUUUUUUUUUCCAUAGUUCUUGGCACACGCUAGUGUCUUCAUUAGCUCUCGGUUCGCUUAGUCGGGGUUGACUUUGUUCGAGAAGUAGAUCCAGUCGACAAGUGUUCGGUCAUAACGAUCCAUCGCUAGUUUAUGGGCAGGGGAGGAUCACCGACAAUCAUGUCGAAUGAAGACGAUCAAACGGAAGUUGCGCCGACGGGGAUGAAGGACAAGAAGGAAGAAGAUCUGAGAAAAUCCUUGUUCAAUCAAUCCGCGAAAUCGGCGACAUCGACCGGAAACGGGAAGCCGAGCAGCAUGGUUAUUAAGAAAACUCACCGAGUAAUACCAGCACAUAUCGUCGCGGAAGCCAUAUCGACCCUCCACGGGCUCGACCUAAGGUGGUCGGGACCAAUAACUCCGUCCGAGAUGCAAUACGUCGAGCAAUACGUCCUAGCAAAGUACCCCGAAUACUCAAACGCCCUUGUCGAAGGAGGUGAAAAAACUGAUCUAUACAAUCUUUGCGUCAAAGAAAAUCUCUCGGAGCCCCAACCUGACGAGAAACGAAAGUCCCCUCGAGAGUCAUUACCGUCAUCAUACGGUAGCACCCUUGCCGACCUCGAGAACACACAACUCGAGCCGUCGAGAUUGCUUAGCAUCCUCACCAAGAAAUCCUCCUUCCUCGGAAGCUUCAUCUCGAUCCCCGAAAUCCAAGCUCGGAACAAAGUUCUCAAGCAUUGCGGGUUGCCCGAUGAGGAAUAUCUUGUGCUCUUCACUCAAAGUUACAAAGACGCGAUGAUGUUGGUUGGCGAAAGCUACCCUUUCUUCAAGGGUAACUACUACCUAACCAUAGUCUCCGAGGAUUCCGAUUGCGUUAGGGAGUUUGCGAGCUACAAGGAAUCGAGGGUGAUCGCGGCGCCGGAGACGUGGUUGGAUUUGCGGAUUAAGGGAUCGCAGCUAAGCCAUUAUUUUCGACGGAAAUGCAAGCACAGUCCCAAGGGGCUCUUCUCGUAUCCGGCCGAAGUCGCUGGGACGAGAUACUCUAUGCAUUGGAUAUCGGAAGCUCACCGGAAUUCGUGGCACGUGCUGCUCGAUGCUACGGCCCUCGUGGUCGGCGAGGAUCAGCUAAAUCUUGCCCUCCACCGACCGGAUUUCGUCUUGUGCAGCAUCGAUAGUUCGUCCAAGGUCACGUGCCUCUUGGUAAGAAGGAAAUCGUUCGAUAUGUCGGCCUCGUCUGCCUGAGUGAAAUUUUGUGUGUGUUGGUAACUUGACUUGGUUAAAUAAUUGCUUGUAGUUAAUUUACUGUGAGAAAAUAACUUUGAUUUACGUGCCUCAAAUUAUAUAACAAUACAUUGUUUUAAUAAAAAUGCGCCAAACACCCAAUAUUUUAUUUAU